Molecule: messenger RNA, 1493 nt
Organism: Cladocopium goreaui
Lineage: Eukaryota; Dinophyceae; Suessiales; Symbiodiniaceae
Source: the annotation of a GenBank genome assembly
GCAGGGCCUCCAAACCUGUUGCAAUUGUCACAUACUUUUGUGGCAAGACUUUGUAGGAUUUCACGCCUGCAGAUGACAGUGUCUACUGCCAAGUUGAUUAAACGUGUUUUGCAGGAAUCAGUGGCCUUCAAGGGUUGUUCCUUUGCAAGCAGCUGCUGGGACACGACUUGAGAGUGGCACGUGAUUUGCAGAUUCCUUGGCUCCCCAUGUUCUUGCGGCAGAAAGCUUUGGAGGUUGACUCCCGCAAUCUGAUAUUUGCCUGGGUUCAACACAGGAUGUCCCAUGCUAUUCUGCUGCUUUGUACGGCCUUGUGUCAAAGAGGCAAGAAAGUGUAUAUUUGCAGUUCAUGAGAGCAGUGCACGUUGCGCAAACAAUUGCCGGGCCUCCAAACCUGUUGCACUUGUCACAUACUUUUGUGGCAAGACUUUGUAGGAUUUCACGCCUGCAGCCGUCAGUGUCUACUGCCAAGUUGAUUAAACGUGUUUUGCAGGAACCAGCGGCCUUCAAGGGUUGUUCCUUUGCAAGCAGCUGCUGGGACAUGACGAGAUAUGACAGACCUGCCAGAUAUACCUUUUACCCAUACCAACGGAUCUGGGGGUUCCUUCACAUCCGCGCGCACAAUUUUUUCAUCGAGGAACAAAUCUCGCAAGAGUGCUUGUAUUGUCCAGACGCUGCAUGCAGUGUGGUAUGCUCUGCCUUUGGAGAGGUAUUGCUUGAGGGGCACCCAAGAAAGGAAUCUAGGGAUGUAGUGUGAACCGUUUUAUGCGUCUUUUGGAGUUGAAGUCGUUGCACUGGAGCCGCAGAUCUUGAAUUUGAAGCGCAAGUUCCUUUCAUUUGAUUGCGAAGGUUGUGGCAGAAGACAAAGUCAACUGAUUGUCCCUCUCUUUAUUUUUUCCGCUUCAGUUCAUUUGAGACAUGACGUGCAUAAAUCCCUUCCGGGUUGUGCUGAAGUCCAGUUGCGAUUGUGUCAGAGACACCGCAGUGUCAGCGAAGUCCAUACCCUUGAUGCUCUCCAGCUGGGGGACCACGGAUUGGCAUGCCCACUCUCCAGUUCUUUCGUUGGGAGGGCAUCAAAAGAAGUUCGGCUUAAUGUUUCAACCUGGGUCAUCAAGGAGAGCACAAAAUGCAGAGAGAUUUGUCUUGCGCUUCGCGGUACGAGAUGAGGACAGCGAGUCUCCCAAAGCAUUCUCCCACUCCCGGUUUUUACUGAUUCCACCCAGCCUGCUAUGAUUUUUGAUUCUUGAAGAAUGGCAAGAUGGCGCAGCUGUGGGUAGUUGACCGCCAAAAGAUAGGCACAGCAUGUGAUUUGGAAAAGCCUCAGCUUCCCACUCUGUUCUUGCAGCAGAAAGCUCUGGAGGUUGACUCCCGUAAUAUGAUGUUUGCCUGGGUUCAACACAGGAUGUCCCAUGCUAUUCUGCUGCUUUGUAUGGCCUUGUGUCAAAGAGGCAAGAAAGUGUACAUUUGCAGUGCAUGAGAGCAGUGCACGUUGCCCA